AUGGCCGAACUCAAGGACAACCUAGGUCCCUACGUCCUCGAGACAACGCUUGCGGCUGACCGCGCUGACGACUCCUGCUACGUACUCAAUGUCGGUCGCGACCAGAAUGGCGACGUUACUUCUUCCUUAAAGCACGUGAACGAGCAGGUAGACGACUACCUAAUCAACGUCUAUGAUCGCCUUGUUCCAGUCACCAAACUCUAUGUCAUCGGCGAUUGGAAGUCGGCUCGAGCGAAGAAAGAUAGCGAACAAGCCAGUGCGCCCGAGGAGCAAAAGCGUUAUGCGAACGAGCCGCACUGGUCCACCAAGUCCGAGCAGAACUGGCACGAUGCAGGCGAGCAAAUCGCGAAGCUCGUUGAACAGAUGCCUGCGCUCAAAGAGUUGACCUGGAUCUCAGACCUACCCUUCAUGGCUGUCAUCUGGACGAAGUUGUCCAACUCGCUUACGAAGCUUGUCCUCGACCUCGGUCAGCCUGUCCGCCUUCAGCAAGAUGGUGAGAACGAGUACAAAUCAUACAUCAGCCCAGCAGAGAUGAAGCCGCUUGUCCAGCAGACUGAGCUCGAGGAGCUUCGACUGUUCCGUAUGCAUGACUCACUCCAGUCCAUCUACUGGGAGGCUGUCUUCCGCAAUACGUCCAAGACCGGUAUGCGCGUGCUGGACCUCGACAUGGCGGCGCCUCCGAUCGUGCGGAAAGAGCACUGGCACAAGGCUGAAGACGUCCGUGGCUUGACCGUUCCGAAGAUAGAUUCAAAAGAAAAGGAGUACAAGGGCAUAGACGGAAAGGGAGUAUUACACUACUCUUUCGGCACCGGCGAGUAUCUUGAUGACUUCAGCAUGCGCAAGGGACGUAUUGCGGCUGGAUUGGAAGAGGCCAACCCGUUUCCGUUAUGGUGCCUCAAACUCAACGGCUUCGUCGUCGACUACCUUCCGUUCGAACAAGAGCUCUCUCGUAUCGCGUUGUUGACCUGCGGUAAAGAUUGCGUGGAUAGUGGCCUACGAGCCCCAAAGACUUCCCGCAAUCCAUACAACAGAGAGGGCAAGGUCGUCAACAACCAUUGCCUGAUCCAAUGGCCUAACUGGACUGGAGUGUUUGAUGAUCGUGGCGACCCGAUACCGCUAACAAAGGAGUCUCUCCAGAUGAAGGACCUAGGCGAGGCCUUGGAUGGCGCAGCCAAAGAAGACGGCUACUUCUCAGCGCAGUCACCAUUGUCACCAGGCAGUGCUGUCACCUCCCAUUUGCAACCGCAAGAGACCGUGUCUUCGGCAAGUCUCCCUCAUGUCCCAGUGACUGAUAGCGAGACACCUGUCACUCUCGCGACGACCGGAAGCCCUGCCGCAGACGGAGACACGUUUUCUGGCGAAACCUCUUCGACAGGCGCGAGCCUGGUACUUGUCGACAGCGCGACCUCCGAAGACUCUAUCGUUUCCAAUGAUAGCAGCUUCGACCAAAUCCUGCCAGCAGACAUCGACGAAUCCUCGGUAAAAGCUGCGACAGCCGUCAAGAACGGUAGCUUCAAGCACAAGGUAAGAAGAUCUUGGGAUUGGUUGUCUGGUUCUGGUUCUGGCGCUGCUCCUUGA
Messenger RNA from Alternaria metachromatica, 1578 nucleotides. RefSeq lists its product as uncharacterized. The record is from RefSeq and is a predicted model, not a curated record. The transcript has 5 exons. Lineage: Eukaryota; Fungi; Ascomycota; Dothideomycetes; Pleosporales; Pleosporaceae. Bases 1 to 1578 code for a protein of 525 amino acids.